This is a messenger RNA of Zalophus californianus (California sea lion), 3018 nucleotides long. RefSeq names its product homeodomain interacting protein kinase 4 (gene HIPK4). Gene Ontology annotation, biological process: peptidyl-threonine phosphorylation; peptidyl-serine phosphorylation. The record is from RefSeq and is a predicted model, not a curated record. The transcript is spliced from 4 exons. NCBI's taxonomy places the organism in Eukaryota, Metazoa, Chordata, Mammalia, Carnivora, Otariidae. Gene Ontology annotation, molecular function: protein serine/threonine kinase activity; protein tyrosine kinase activity; ATP binding. The coding region runs from base 241 to 2100 and encodes 619 amino acids. Gene Ontology annotation, cellular component: cytoplasm; nucleus.
CCUUGUCCCAAGCCAGGAGGGCUUCAGGGGAGGGGUGUGGCCCCUGGCAGACUGGCAGUGUGGCCCAGGGGGCUGGGGGGUGCCAGGGAGGUGGGGGUGAACCUCGAAGCGGGAGGCACGAGUGCGGUUCUCUUUCCCCUGCUGGGGGGGCCUCGGAGCCGGUGGUGGGCCGGAAGGCUUCGAAGGCAGAGCCUGUGGGGCGGGGGUGGCGGCAGUGCUGCGGCCAGUGGCAGGGGCACCAUGGCCACCAUCCAGUCCGAGACCGACUGCUAUGACAUCAUCGAGGUGCUGGGCAAGGGCACCUUCGGGGAGGUGGCCAAGGGCUGGCGGCGAAGCACGGGCGAGAUGGUGGCCAUCAAGAUCCUCAAGAACGAUGCCUACCGCAACCGCAUCAUCAAGAAUGAGCUGAAGCUACUGCGCUGCAUGAGGGGUCUGGACCCAGAGGAGGCCCACGUCAUCCGCUUCCUCGAGUUCUUCCAUGACGCCCUCAAGUUCUACCUGGUCUUCGAGCUGCUGGAGCAAAACCUUUUCGAAUUCCAGAAGGAGAACAACUUCGCACCCCUCCCUGCCCGCCACAUCCGCACAGUCACCCUGCAGGUGCUCAGAGCCCUGGCCCGGCUCAAGGAGCUGGCGAUCAUCCAUGCUGAUCUCAAGCCCGAGAACAUCAUGCUGGUGGACCAGACCCGCUGCCCCUUCAGGGUCAAGGUGAUUGACUUUGGCUCAGCCAGCAUUUUCAGCGAGGUGCGCUAUGUCAAGGAGCCAUACAUUCAGUCGCGCUUCUACCGGGCCCCUGAGAUUCUGCUGGGGCUGCCCUUCUGCGAGAAGGUGGACGUGUGGUCACUGGGCUGCGUCAUGGCCGAGCUGCACCUGGGCUGGCCCCUUUACCCGGGCAACAAUGAGUACGACCAGGUGCGCUACAUCUGUGAGACGCAGGGCUUGCCCAAGCCCCACCUGCUGCACGCCGCCCGCAAGGCCCACCACUUCUUCAGGCGCAACCCCCACCCCGAUGCCGGCAACCCCUGGCAGCUCAAGUCCUCGGCCGACUACCUGGCUGAGACCAAGGUGCGCCCCCUGGAGCGCCGCAAGUACAUGCUCAAGUCACUGGACCAGAUUGAGACGGUGAACGGUGGCGGGGCGGCCAGUCGGCUGCCCGUCGUGGACCGCGAGGCGCUGGCGGAGCACGCCGACCUCAAGAGCAUGGUCGAGCUGAUCAAGCGCAUGCUGACGUGGGAGUCGCAUGAGCGCAUCAGCCCCAGCGCCGCCCUGUGCCACCCCUUCGUGUCCAUGCAGCAGCUGCGCAGCGCCCACGAGACUACCCGCUAUUACCAGCUCUCGCUUCGUGGCUGCCGCCUCUCGCUGCAGGUGGAGGGCAAGCUGCCCACGCCGGUGGCAGCUGCGGCGGAAGACGGGCCCCCCUACUACCGUCUGGCUGAGGAGGAGGAGGCUGUGGGCAUGGGCAGUGUGGUGGGCAGCGGGCCCUUCUUCUGCGAGGAGAAGGCGCCGGGCAUGCAAAGGGCCAUUGAUCAGCUGGACGACCUGAGUCUGCAGGAGGUGGGGCGGGGGCUGUGGGGUGAGAGCCGAGCCGACGUGGUGCCUGACAUGCUGGCCCCCCUCAAAGCCGCCGCCGCGGGCCACCGCAUGCCCGACUCAGGCCCCGAGCCCAUCCUGGCUUUCUAUGGCAGCCGCCUGGCAGGCCGCCACAAGGCCCGCAAGCCACCCGCAGGCUCCAAGUCUGACUCCAACUUCAGCAACCUCAUCCGGCUGAGCCAGGCCUCCCCUGAGGAUGAUGGACCGUGCCGGGGCAGCGGCUGGGCAGAAGGAGAGCGCCGCGGGGCCUCCACAGAGCCACCCACCCUCCCGCAGCGGGAUGGGGAUGGACCAGACAUCAAGGACAUGACCAUGGAUGCUGACGUGAGCCCGAGGCCGGGCUCUGAGCUCUUCGACCCCAGCAGCUGCCCUGGGGAAUGGCUGAGUGAGCCAGCCUGGACCCUGGAGGGUGUCAGGGGGCCACGGGCUCAGGGGCUCCCACCCCGGCACGCUCACCCGCACGGUCUGCCCCGGGCCACCAGCUUUCUGCAGCACGUCGGUGGGCACCGCUGAUGGUGACCCCACCCCUGCCCAUCACUAGGGGCUGCGCUAGCUGGGCUGGUAUCCCUUCCUCAGAAGCCAUUUCCUGAACCCACGUAUUAUUCUUACAGAAAGACAGUUAUUCAGAAAUUUCCCAUUACCCUUUCCCAUGGUGCAUGCCAGCACACAACCCCCCGAAUGCAGGAGGGCCUUGGGGUCUGGCCUGUGGGCCCCCUCCCUGGGGGGGGGGUGGCCAAAGGGACACAGGAAGGGGGCUGCCCCCACUGGCCCUGAGCAUGCCCUCGGCCCUGCUGCCUCUGCCUAUUUCAAUAAAGAACUGUUGAGCAGCUCUGCUUGAGGCCUGGACUGGAGCUGGGGUGGGGUUCAGUUUGGCACCCGGGGCCCUGCUCUCCAAUGCUGCUGUGCUCAGCUGGUCCCUGCGAGGGACAGGCUGACCCAUCCCCUAAAUAUGCUAAGUGCUUGGCACGAGAGAAUCCGCCCUCAGAACAUUCCGUGUGUUCAGCAGGUGCCAAUGCGAGCUUGCCAAAUGCCAAGGUCUCAUCUGUAGACCUGCCCUUGCCGCGUGUAUGGGCUUGGCAUGCUCUCCUCACCCACGCUUGGGUCAUGGUUAAGUGCGAAUUCCCUUGGCAGGCAUAAAUUCAUGCUUGGUGCACACUCGGGUGUUUGGAACAUGCGAGGCUACCCCUGGGAGCCGGUGAUGGUUCAAAGUGUGCCCAUCUGGGAACAUGCUAGAUGUAUAGCACACACUACCCUAUGCUGGCUAUGUAAGGCUCAGCUCACGCCAGCCCACAUGGUCACGCGCUACACGCUCAGCACAUCCUGGCUCAUGUGCACUGCACCCUUGGGGCUCAGCACAUGCCAGCCACAUGCUUUGUGCUCAGCACAUGCCAAAUCCAUGCUAAGGGCAUAGCACAGGCUGUGGGCUCAGGA